Linum trigynum is the source of this 1479-nucleotide messenger RNA. NCBI's taxonomy places the organism in Eukaryota, Viridiplantae, Streptophyta, Magnoliopsida, Malpighiales, Linaceae. The record is from the annotation of a GenBank genome assembly.
AUGUCCCCACCAAGGAAAGGAGCAAGCAACUUGCUUCUCCUGCUGCUGCUGGCGAUUCUGAGAUGCAGAUUCGCGGAAUCGGCCAUCGGGGUGAACUGGGGAACAGUGUCUUUUCACCGGCUGAAGCCGUCGACGGUGGUGGAUCUGUUGAAGGAGAACAAGAUUGGAAAGGUGAAGCUAUUUGAUGCGGACCCGGGUGCACUGGAAGCACUGAUGGGGAGUGGGAUUCAGGUCAUGGUGGGAAUUCCUAACGAGCUGCUCUCCACCAUUAGUUCUUCGGUUUCAGCUUCUGAUUUGUGGGUUCGCCAGAAUGUUUCUAGGUACAUGGUUAAAGGCGGUGCUGAUAUCAGAUAUAUAGCUGUGGGAAAUGAGCCAUUCCUCACGAGCUACUCUGGCCAAUUCCAAACAUAUGUCAUGCCUGCAUUGCUAAACCUCCAACAGUCUCUAACCAAGGCUAAUCUCGCUGGAUAUGUGAGGCUAGUCGUCCCUUGCAAUGCUGAUGCAUACGAGUCUCCUUCUCUCCCUUCCCAAGGAGCAUUCCGUCCAGAGCUCACUCAGAUCAUCACUCAACUUGUCUCUUUCCUCAACUCCAAUGGCGCUCCCUUUAUAGUCAACAUCUACCCAUUUCUCAGUCUCUACGGCAACUCAGAUUUCCCCCAAGACUAUGCCUUCUUCGAGGGGACCACCCAUGCUGUCACUGAUGGACCUAAUGUCUACACCAAUGCCUUUGAUGGCAACUUCGACACCUUAGUGUCGGCACUCACCAAACUCGGGUAUGGCCAAAUGCCUAUUGUCAUUGGAGAGGUAGGGUGGCCAAGUGAUGGAGCUCCUGGUGCAAAUCUCACUGCUGCAAAAGUAUUCAAUCAAGGGUUGAUCAACCAUGUUGUGGGAAACAAAGGUACCCCUCUUAGACCCGGUUCGCCUCCCAUGGAUGUCUAUAUCUUCGGUCUACUCGAUGAAGGUGCCAAGAGCGUGCUUCCUGGGAACUUCGAGAGGCACUGGGGGAUCUUCUCAUUCGAUGGUCAAGCUAAGUAUGCCUUGAAUCUAGGCCAGGGAAACAAGAAUCUGAAGAAUGCAGAGAAUGUUGAGUACCUUCCUUCGAGGUGGUGUGUGGUGGAUUCGUCGAAAGACUUGACUAAUGUGGCAAACCACAUGAGGAUCGCUUGUAGUGUUGCCGAUUGCACGACGCUAAACUAUGGAGGGUCGUGCAACGAGAUUGGGGUGAAGGGGAAUAUUUCCUACGCAUUUAAUAGUUUCUACCAGUUGAAGAUGCAGGACGAGAGGAGUUGUGAUUUUGACGGCCUUGGUAUGGUGACUUUCUUGGACCCUUCUGUUGGUGAGUGUAGGUUUCUUGUUGGUGUUACCGAGACCAAAGGUUCUUCAUCGUCGAAAUCAUCUUCGAGUUUUAUCGGGUCUCGUAGAUGGAUGAUAAGUAUUACAGUAUUGUUCAUCUGGGCAGUCCAGUUGUUUAUGAUGUGA